AUGGCUGGGCUGCUGCCAACCGAGCUGAAAAGAGCUAUGGAAGCUUGGGGAUCGACAUUCCUGGCGUGCGCUUCGAAGGCCCGCCAGUCCUUCGUGGCAGAGUCGGGGCUCCAGGACCGUCCUCUAGAGUUUGCCAGUGGCCGCCUGCGCGUGGGGUCUGACUGCUCCGGAGUCGACGCUCCCAUCUGGGGCUUGCGACAGAUGAAGAUGGCACACUGCCAUGUGUGGAGCUGCGACAUAGAGGAGUACUCGCGCCGCUGGAUCAAGGCUUCCAACCAGCCUCGCCAGAUGUUCGAGGACAUGCUGAAGCGCAAGCACGCAGAUUUGUUGCCCUGCAACAUCUACUACUGCGGCUUCCCAUGCAAGCCAUAUUCUGUCCUGCACAACAACUCGAAGUUUUUCAGGGACAAGAACGCGAAGCCCUUCCAGGCGCUGCUUGAUACGAUGGCUGCCAAGCAACCCGCCAUCGGCAUUUUUGAAAACGUGAAGGGCCUGCGCAGAUGCUUUGACCAGGUGAAAGGGCGAAUGCUCAAGGCGCGGGACAUGUUGCUUCGUGAGGAUGCAGGGUGGAUGGUCCAAAUGGUGACAAAGGUGCUGGGCGCCCUGGAGACCCAGGAUCGCCAGAAGUUGGAGAAAUGGUUGCUGCCCGCCGACCAUGCUCUCGUGCGACAGCACCAAGAGAACCUGCGAAUGCGGGAUGAGAGGCGUCGCAACAAUGUCGUGGACCCAUUGCCAAGCAAGGUCGGGCCGAAGUUCGCCUCUUUGAGCCUCACGAAGAAGCAGCAAGAAAGGCUGCAGGCAGUGCUUCGAGGCAAAGCCAACGGUCACUCGGACUUUGCGACCGACGUGAGCCAGUCGGAAGACCGAGCCCCGACUGGGUUCGAACUUUGUCCUUGCAUUUGCCCUGGCUCAGUCAUCGUUCUUUCUCGCCCCGGGCGACUUUUGACUCCGGAAGAGAAGCUUCUCAUGCACGGCGUGCCGCUGCUGCCGGUUCAGGACAUGGCGAAUUUCUCGCAAGCUCAGAUCGCCUCGCUGGGCGGCAACACUAUGCACACCGCCGCCGUGGCCACUGCCACCCUUUGCGCGUUGGCCCUGGUGAAGGUGGCUGCGCUGGAUUCGACGGGAGCAGCUUGUGAGAUGCCCGCCGUGCGAAUCCGACAGCGUUGGAUCUACGGCAAUGGCCCUUUGGCCCACAAGGGCGCGAAGAGUGCCAAGCAGACGCCUCGGAAACGAGCCAUGAAAACAAGCGCGAAGCGAGCCAUGAAGGAAAAGCAGAAGCGAGCCAAGAUCGUCGAGCCCCGGCGAGCCAUGAAGGCCAAUGCCAACCUCAAGCGAGGGUGA
Molecule: messenger RNA, 1341 nt
Organism: Symbiodinium natans
Lineage: Eukaryota; Dinophyceae; Suessiales; Symbiodiniaceae
Source: the annotation of a GenBank genome assembly